AUGAACGACAUCAUCACCAACGUGGAACCCAAGGAACUCUCUGCCUACCAGCAGUCCUACCACUGGAGGAACAAGAACUGUGCCCCCUUCGCCUACGACUGGAUCAAGAACGCUCUUCCAGGCCUCAAGAUCGAAGACGGCCAGCAGACUGCCGAGAUCGAAAAGGUCUCCAGCGUCACUGGAGAUUGUGAUCUUGGUCAGCGCAAGGGAAAACUUUUGACUAUCUAUGACCUUGAAGUAGAAGCAAGCUGGAACGGAGUGGCUAAAGAUGGGUCCGAGAUUGCAGGCACUCUCCGAGUCCCCGAGGUAUCUCACGAGGCCAUUGACGGCGUCUCAGAUUAUGUCUACGAGUUCAAGAUUACUGGAAACACCAAUGCUUCAUCUCGGGAGCUUUUGGCGUUCGUUCGCAAGACCUUCCCCGCCAUCCUCUCUGAGAAGUUCAACUCCUUCCGCCCCGCUCUUGUCGCUGCCCACGGUAACUCGUCCGACUCUGCUUCCCCGGCUCCUUCCAAGUCUUUCACCCCUGUUCCUACUUCUGCCCCCGCCCCCGUUGCUUCUGGCUCAAAGCAGUCAUCUGCUCCUUCCGUCAAGGAAGAGACGGCUGCUAAGAAGGACAAGUCUUCGGUUGGAAAGACGGUGACGGUAGAAGUCAAGGCUGAUCUCCAGGCGAGCGCCGAUGAUCUCUGGGGUUUGUUGACUGACGAGAACAAGAUUCCCAUGUGGUCCAGGUCUGCUGCCAAACUUCCGCUGAAGCCCGAAGGAGAGUACGAGUUGUUCAACGGUAACGUCAGAGGCAAGAUUAUCUCGAUCGACGCGCCCAAGAAGUUGGUGCAAUCUUGGCAAGUGCGACACCCUGCCUGGCCAACUGAUCACUUUGGUACCAUGACAUUGUCUUUGAACCAAGGCUCUAGCACCACCUCCGCCACAUUCACUCUCGACGGCGUCCCUGCUGGCACUGAAUCCGACGUCGAAAAGGCGCUCAACACUUUCUAUAUUCAGGCUUUGAAGCAGAUGGGGUUAGUUUCUUCUUCAUCUUCUUCCUCUUUCCCAACACCAGCAAUGCCAUCCUCGACGUCCAAGCCGAAAAAGUACCGUAGGAAGCAACGCCGCACGACCGACGAAGGCAGCUGGUCUACUUCUUCACUAGUCGGCGGCGCGACCGUCGCAACGUUAUCGGCCGUUCUUAUCGGCCUUGUAUACACCUCGUUCCCCUCGUCCACCCUUUCCGGUACAAAAUGA
Molecule: messenger RNA, 1239 nt
Organism: Cryptococcus wingfieldii CBS 7118
Lineage: Eukaryota; Fungi; Basidiomycota; Tremellomycetes; Tremellales; Cryptococcaceae
Product: chaperone activator
Exons: 8
Coding region: 1-1239 (412 amino acids)
Biological process (GO): positive regulation of ATP-dependent activity; protein folding
Cellular component (GO): cytosol
Molecular function (GO): ATPase activator activity; protein-folding chaperone binding
Source: RefSeq, a predicted model, not a curated record